AUGCCAUUAGAAGCCAGCAAGGUUAUUUCAAUCCUACGUAAAUUCACUACUUGCGAUCUAUCUGAUGGUAUAGUGAAGUAUGGGAAAAAGGACGGUGGAUACUUCCCAAACUUAGCGAGAUAUUCUUCCAAUAAGCAUAACAAACCAAUGAUUGGCCAAGCAUAUACAGUUCUUUUUGCACCUAAAGAUGACCCCAGGCCCGCAAUUAAGGGUGGAUAUAUAGAUAAUUUACCAAAAGACUCGGUUUUGGUAAUUGCCACCACGGAAAACUUACAAAAGUUAGAUGCUCCAUACACAAAGCUAAAUAACGCAUUAUAUGGCGGUCUAAUGUCAACAAGGGCCAAUUAUUUGAAAAGCAGCGGAACAGUUGUCUUUGGCAGGAUCAGAGACAUCGACGAACACCUUGGGUUAUCAAGAGAUGUAUUUGCGUACGGAAAAGGCAGUGCACCCCAUGGACCAGUUGUCAAAAUGGUUGGCAUCAAUAUUCCACUUAGAAUUGAAAUUGAUGAUUAUCCGAAGCCACGAUUGGAGACCAUAACUCCAGGAGAUUAUAUUAUGGGUGAUGACAAUGGAAUUGUGAAAUUGGACAAUAAUGAACAAGUCGCAAAAAUACUCGAGUACAUUCCAAAAAGAGUGGAGGCUGAUACUCUUGUGAUGCAGGAUAUUCGAGAAGGAAAAAAGUGCAACCCCUCUCAGAAAGCAAGGCGGGCUGCAUUAUGA
Brettanomyces bruxellensis is the source of this 720-nucleotide messenger RNA. RefSeq lists its product as uncharacterized. Lineage: Eukaryota; Fungi; Ascomycota; Pichiomycetes; Pichiales; Pichiaceae. The record is from RefSeq and is a predicted model, not a curated record. The transcript has a single exon. The coding region runs from base 1 to 720 and encodes 239 amino acids.